Boeremia exigua is the source of this 1740-nucleotide messenger RNA. RefSeq lists its product as uncharacterized. The coding region runs from base 106 to 1569 and encodes 487 amino acids. The transcript has a single exon. NCBI's taxonomy places the organism in Eukaryota, Fungi, Ascomycota, Dothideomycetes, Pleosporales, Didymellaceae. The record is from RefSeq and is a predicted model, not a curated record.
CAUGCGCAAGGUAACAACGCGACAGCUCACCUGAACAAACACUACAGCCUUGAAUACCUCCAUGGCUUCACUAUCGCAAACCACUUCCUAGAAUCAUUCCAUAACAUGUCCUUGCUAAACUCAGUCCUUGGUUCGUUCUCACCACCACCAUCAAAGUUCCGGAGGUCUUUCGAAGAUCCCAACGCGCGCGAUCAUGAGCUGCCGUUAUACAAUUCUCCGCCACCACAACGUAUACCGCCGCCAAUAACCUCUUCGCUGAUAUGGACUGCUCCGAGAGCCGACCUCUCGCCUGCACCGCGUGUCCCGGACGAUGUGCUUACGUUGCAACGACGCGCGCGCCAUCUCGAGCAGCAGCUCCAGGAGCUACUUGAUGCGCAAGCAGACGGCUUGACGAAUGGUCUCAGCGGCAACGAUGCUACGCCUGAUGAUCUGGUAUCAAAUGGUAGUACCACGCCGACCGUCAGUAGCGUCCGCUCGGCGGACAAGAACGCGGAGAGUGGUGAUGACCAGCACAGAUCUCCCAAAAAGAAGGUGAGUCUCGGCACUGCAAGAAGAGGUAUAUUCAGGAGGAUACAACAGCUAGCGAACAUCAAGGCCGAGGAGCUGAAUAUGUUGGAUGAAGGGCUGAGGGAUCUGCAAUACAAUGUGGAGAGGACCGAGAGCUGGACUCUAAAACGCGCGCGCUUAGAAACGAAGAUUCGGAGCAUUGAAGGCGAAGAUGCAAGCGAGAAGACACAAGCACUCCAGACUGAAGCGUCAAAGCUACAGCAAGACAUCAGACAAAAGGAAGAAGAAUUGUGGGCACUGAAGCGGCGGCAACGACAAGUGUUGGACCAGCUUGCAGAGACAGAAAACUCUCAAGAAGCCAAACUCUCAUCAUACAAGACCGCACUCUCUAUAUUGGACAAGGAGGUCUCAAAUUUCCUUACACGCACACCAAAAGGCAAUCAUACUCCGCUCUCCUCCUCGCCUUUCCCUAAGCUACCUCCCAAACGCCGGACUCUUGAAAUGGCUCACGAAUACUGGCAGGAAGAGUACACAAGGUUGGCAGAGAAGUGCGAGGAGGUCGACGUUGAGCGUGCUGCACUCGAAGAAGGCUCAAUCACGUGGAAUGACACAGUCAAGAAGGUGGCUGACUACGAGGCGAGUCUGCAGCGGUACAUGUAUAAAGUGAGUAAGAAUGGUGCAGCAGAUCCCAAACGCCUGCUAGAUAAAAUGGAUGCUACGAUUGCUUUCCUGAACGAGAAGCUGGAGUACGCCUCGUCCAGGAGCUGGAAUCUUCUCAUGUGCGCCAUUGGAGCGGAGCUAGAGGCCUUCCAACAAGGCCGAGACCUGCUGCACGAAGCGCUCGGGGUGAAGCGAAAGGGCAAAGAGAAGGCUGGAAGCUCGUUGAUCGAGCUUGAGAACUUCAAGCCACCAGAAGAAGAGAUGACUGGGUCAACGAUCAGAAUUGGACGUUCUCCGCCCAAACCCGCACCUCCCAAACCCAGCUUGUUUGAUACAGACGAGUCGAACGACGACCCUGAUCCUGAGCUCAUGAUAUCCCACCAGGAUACUGAUACGGACUGAGUGUGUUGUACGAACUUGAAAUGUGUUGGUAUUUCUGAGCGAGGCGUCUGUUCAUUUGCAUAUACCACCAGCAGCAACCAGCAGCGGACUGGUUCGACACUUUAGCAUUAGUUAUUCGAAUUGCAAACAUCAAGGCCCAUACGGCUUCAACCGUAGAUCUGCAGGGGUCCU